AAAAAUAUUUAAAGAGAAAAGAAAAAAUGUUGAUAGUAAUUAGAAGAGAAGAGAAAAGUAAGUAGCAUUCUAACAUAUUGCUACUGCCGAUCAAAAAAGAAGAAAAGAGAAGAUGGAAUCCAAUCAAAACCCAUCAACACAUAAGUAUGCAGUGGUUACUGGAGCAAACAAGGGCAUUGGGCUGGAGACUGUGAGGCAGCUUGCUUCUCUAGGAGUCACUGUGGUGCUUACUGCUAGAAAUCACAACAGAGGAAUGGCUGCUACCUCUAUGCUGCAUCAAAUGGGUUUAACUAGUGUUGUUUUUCAUCAGCUUGAUGUUUUGGAUCCUCUUAGUAUUCACUCCCUCGCUGCUUUCGUCAGCGACACAUUCGGAAGGCUCGAUAUCCUGGUAAACAAUGCGGGAGCCUCUGGAGUUGUGGUGGAUGAGGAUCGCCUAAGGGCGUUAAAUAUAGAAACUGAAACUUGGCUUUCAGGAAAGGCGAUCAAUAUGAUACAAGAAGUGAUUAAUACUACGUACGAGAAAGCUGAAGAAUGCUUGAACACAAAUUACUUCGGUGUAAGAAGAUUAACGGAAGCCCUGCUCCCGCUUUUACAGCUUUCCACUUCAGGAGCCAGGAUAGUUAAUGUGUCUUCUCUGAGGAGCGAGCUACGAAGAAUUCGAAGUGAAGAACUAAGAAAUGAACUUAACGACAUAGAGAAUCUGACAGAAGAGAAACUGGACGGAAUAGCGGAGAGAUUCUUUAACGAUUUGAGAGAGGAUAAAAUUGAAGAUGGUGGAUGGUCACUAAUGUUGCCAGCAUAUAGCAUCUCCAAGGCCAUCCUUAAUGCCUACACUAGAGUUCUUGCCAGGAGGCACCCAAAUAUGCUCAUAAACUGUGUUCAUCCUGGCUAUGUCAACACAGAUCUCAAUUGGCACACCGGACCCCUCACUGUCGAAGAAGGAGCUAAGGGCCCCGUCAAGUGUGCUGUUUUACCGGAUGGCGGCCCUACUGGCUGCUAUUUCGCUCAAACUGAAGUAGCUGAUUUCUGAACCUACUACUUUCGUAAACUUUUGUUCAACAUUUCAUCUGCUGAACUAGAAAAUCACAAACUGUCAUGUGAAAAUUCAUGAAACCACUUCUUUUCAAUAUUUUGACAUUGACACUUAAAUUUUUAUAUAUAAGGGAAUCAAUUCACCCCUCAGCUUGGAUAGAAAUCUUAGAAAAAUUAUUUCAGCAAUUUUUGACAAUCAAAUUUACAGCUUGUCCAAUUUGGAUUAGUUCAA
Molecule: messenger RNA, 1264 nt
Organism: Mercurialis annua (annual mercury)
Lineage: Eukaryota; Viridiplantae; Streptophyta; Magnoliopsida; Malpighiales; Euphorbiaceae
Product: (+)-neomenthol dehydrogenase-like
Exons: 5
Coding region: 113-1030 (305 amino acids)
Cellular component (GO): membrane
Molecular function (GO): oxidoreductase activity, acting on the CH-OH group of donors, NAD or NADP as acceptor
Source: RefSeq, a predicted model, not a curated record